AUGCGCACCUCAGUCUCGUUCAGACUCUUCACCGAGACACUUCCGAUCGCGACACGAUGCCUGUAUCAUCCGUUUGUGAGUGGGAUAGCGCAAGGAAGUCUCAAGAAAUCCUCCUUUCAGAACUACGUCGCCCAAGAUGCAUUCUUCCUCCGCGGAUUCGCUGAUGCUUACAGCAUGGCAAGGCAGAUAGUCUCAGACAACGGGGACAGUCCAGGGGCGGAGAAGUUUCAUACGCUAUACAAUGGUGUUCAGGAAGAACUUCGCAUGCAUUCAUCGUAUGCUCAGAAGUGGAAUGUUGAUCUGACCAAUGUCACGCCGAACAAGUCAACUCAGGAUUACGUGGAUUUUGUGAUGGAGAUAGCGAAGAAAGAUUCUAAGAAGAUCUCGUUGAUCUGUGCGUCACUGACUCCAUGCAUGCGGCUGUAUGCCUGGCUCGGGAGCAAGUUGGGGAAAGCGAGAUUCGGUGAGAACAACAUUUACGUGGAAUGGAUCAACACCUACAGUAGUGAUGAGUUUGAGGAGCUGGCAAAGACUUUGGAAGACUUGUUGGAUGAUUAUGCAACCAAGGAAUCGACGGACUAUGAAGUGAGUGGCAGCAAUCCGAAUUUUCGUGUCGUUUCUACUUAA
This is a messenger RNA of Guillardia theta CCMP2712, 627 nucleotides long. RefSeq lists its product as hypothetical. The coding region runs from base 1 to 627 and encodes 208 amino acids. NCBI's taxonomy places the organism in Eukaryota, Cryptophyceae, Pyrenomonadales, Geminigeraceae. Gene Ontology annotation, cellular component: cytosol. The transcript has 9 exons. The record is from RefSeq and is a predicted model, not a curated record.